Fulmarus glacialis (Northern fulmar) is the source of this 845-nucleotide messenger RNA. It is a transcript of the gene MEI4, whose product is annotated as meiosis-specific 4 homolog (S. cerevisiae). The record is from RefSeq and is a predicted model, not a curated record. Gene Ontology annotation, biological process: meiotic DNA double-strand break formation; homologous chromosome pairing at meiosis; oogenesis. The annotation marks the transcript as partial. Lineage: Eukaryota; Metazoa; Chordata; Aves; Procellariiformes; Procellariidae. Gene Ontology annotation, cellular component: lateral element. The transcript is spliced from 2 exons.
GGCAGAAGAGAAAAUCAAGUUUGGUAUUUGAAAAUAUCAAAACUAGCACUGGCUUUUGCAAUUAUCCACUCAAAACCACCAGGGAAAAGUUGCAAAGAAUACACUGAGCACCUUGCCGAAAGUGUAUCCGAACAAGAUUUUGGAUGGAAAUUGAAAGUUGAAGCGCUGGAAGCUGAAGUUCUUCGAUUACGUCAGGAACUUCUCUUGAACAAGAUCUGUCAGAGAUUCUGCUUGGAAAAUGGAAAACCAGAUGCCUCUGCUAAAACUCUUCUGGAUCAGGAAUGUACAAACCCUAUGAGUUACUCAAGUCAGCUAGAAGACUCUGGAUGUGAUGUGUCUAGUGACUAUGCAUUUGAUUCUUUAGGCAUAACUUCUGAUUUUCACCAAUCUGAGCAUGUCGACACUUCUAAACAUUGGUUGGAAAGACUUCCCCCAUUGAAUCUUUGCUGUAGUAGCAAGGAGGAAUCUCUGACUGCUCCAGUGCAGUUUUUGCAACAUCUGCUUGAAAUAAGAAAACUGUCAGAAGGAGGAAUUCUUCAAGCAGACUUCACAGAGCUUGAGAAUGAUUCUUUCACUGUAUGCCAUUCAGUGUCUCAGUUGCUUGAUGGACUGACUGUUUUUUACAACAGUCCUAAAUUUCCAGUUUCUAAUUUUCUUACUGAAGCGGUUUGUGUUUUGAUCAGUUUAAUAACUGAUACUAAAUUAUCUAAUCAUGUUUUGAAGAAGUGUUUCAAGAAGCUGGAAGAAUUUAAGAAAAAUCUAAUUCAGAUUAUUUUAAGAAACAGCAAUGUCAAUAGGGUAAGUUUAAAACAUCUUCAGUCUUUCUUACACCAUUUCAAUAUACG